Ictalurus punctatus (channel catfish) is the source of this 5638-nucleotide messenger RNA. RefSeq names its product synaptonemal complex protein 2 (gene sycp2). NCBI's taxonomy places the organism in Eukaryota, Metazoa, Chordata, Actinopteri, Siluriformes, Ictaluridae. The record is from RefSeq and is a predicted model, not a curated record. The coding region runs from base 300 to 5201 and encodes 1633 amino acids. The transcript has 48 exons.
AUGUCCUUGCCGGGCGCGUGAGCUUUUUUCCCGCUCAGUGUUUGUGGAAAAAAACAGGCGCUUUAAAACAAGUGCUCCUGAACUUAGUUUAACCGCUCAAUAUUCGCUUCUGUUCUUCUUAUUAUUUAGGAAUGUAAUUGGUUGAAGUAUUUUAAAUAGAUAUCUAGGAUGGUUGCGGGUUUACUUUAAGAGCAGGAUAACGUUAACGCGCCUGUCAGACCUGAGGUUUAUAAAAUUCAUGGUCUGCUUGUAAAUAUGCUCAUUGAAUAAGCAAUACUUCUUGGUAACAUUCAGAUGUGAUGGCACCUCAUCAGGAUAUACAGGUGGAGGAACUGGUAGAUCAGGCUUUGAAACACAACUUCAGGGCUUUGGAGGAGUUUUUACUAAAUGAGACCAGAAAAGGGGUUACUUCAAAAUGCUCCAAACAGUUCAUCUCAAAACUGGACAAACUAAUUAACAGGGAACUGGACCAGCAGAAUGUGAAGAAUGCUUCUGUGGCAUUUACCAUCUUUCACAAAUUGGGGAAGACACUGGUCUUUCCAGGUGGUGGUGGUAUAUCACUGAUGGUGUCACAAGGACUUGUGAGAAAGGUGGUACAGUGGUUUGGGAAAGCCAGAAAGUUAUGGGUUGAAGCUGGACCGACGAGGAACGAGCUGCUUGUAAACUUAGCUGAAGACUUCUUUGAUGCAUUGAUAGUCAUUCAUGAAAGUUGUAAAGACGGUACUUACCAAGUAACAGAAUCCCUGCUCCAUCACAUUGGCAAGUUGGCCUCUGAUCCCAAGGUUAACAUUCUAAUCCAAAAAGAGGCGGUGAGGAAACUGAAUAUGAUCUUAGGAAAGAUCCCAUUAGAACUGAAGAAAGAGAAAAAGAUCUUGUCAUCACAAGAGGCAUCAAGCGUCAUGAAUGAUUUGGCUAGUCGAAUGCUGAAAGGAGGAGAUUAUGAUCUCCAGGUGGCUUUGAUGGAGGCUCUGUGUAGAAUGACUUCCCAUGCCCAGCGGAGGGAACUGGCUGAUCAGUGGUUCAGCAUGGAAUUUGUUGCCUCUGCAUUCACCAAGAUUCAGGACUCAGAGUUUGAGACUGAUUGCAGAAAAUUUCUAAAUCUAGUAAAUGGAAUGCAAGGUGAUGAUCGAAGUGUGUACUCCUAUCCUUGUCUGGAGGUGUUUUUGGAUAAGCAUGUAUUGCUCAUGCCUGUGGAUGAGAACCUUGACGAGUUCUGGAUUGACUUUAAUCUAGGAAGCAAGAGCAUCUCCUUCUAUUUCUGUCUUGCUGAUGAUGACGCAAAGGAGAGCCAAUGGGACACUCUAUGCAUAACAGAAAAUGAAGUCCACAGUUAUACAGUGGAAGAGGAGAAAGGUGUAAAAGUGCUGCAGCUGGUUUUAACUGAGCCAGUGUGCCUGAGCAGUAUUGAGGGCACCAGACUCACUAUCCACUUCAGUUCCUCCUUAGACAUCCUCAAGCCCACCAAGAACGUCUAUGGAGAAACCAAGAAUAAAAAGUUUAUUGGAAAGACCACCACAUCUGUGGUAAAAACCACUGUUCAAAUAAUUCUGGAUGAAGGAAGUUCACAGGUUCUUUUUCCUGAGAGUCAGGGCUCCUCUCAGCGCAUGGGAAAAAUCGUACCUUCUUCAGUGAGGAGUCAGUCGCUGAGAUGCCUUGAGAGAGAUGCCCAACACAUCAGCCAGCAGAUGAUAACCCCAUUAAGGAGUAAGGUGUCAGAGUCAUGUAUGUAUGUCUCUGGAAGUGCAGGACGUAAACUUGGCAGAAGCCUGUUCAGCUGCGUGUUGCCUGCAUCUGCCCCAGGGAAGGCAAAGGUGAAACCAGCCCUAGAGAUGGUAGCCUCCUCAAAGAAGAGGAAAGCAUUUGAAUCGAAAGAGCUGUUAACUGCCAAAUUAUCUCACAGUGUGCAGUCAGUUAGUUUGGAAAAGGAAAGCACAAGAAAACAGUCAGUUCCAGCUCUACAGUGCCCAGAGAUACAACAGAGCCAGGAAGGUCAACAAGUGAUGGAAAAAUACCACCGGCACAUUCCUGUAGAGAAAGUAGCGAAAAUGGUGCAAGUUGACCAAGAGUCCCAGGAAGAGCCUUUGGAUAACAGUAUAGUACUGGACACCCAGCCAGCUGUGUGGAAAGAAACCUCUAUAUUACCAAGUCCUAGCAGCUUUAACCAAAAGAGAAUUUCUGUGUCUGGAUCAUUAUUCCCAUGUCAACCUGAACCUUCACAUCAGUCCAAAUCAGAACCUCCACAGCACCCAUUGUCAGCCCAGUGCAGCUUUGGAGGACUGAGCCACAAACAGCUUCAUGCUCAGCUCACUCAAAGACUGGAGCAAGUACUGAGAGAGCGUGAGCAGCAGGAGCAAAACCAAGCAGAGCUUAGGGCUGCUGGAAAAGAGGCUGGACUUGUGAAAAAGCCACAGAGACCAACCCAAACUAAACUUGGUACAACUCAACAGAGUGGAUGGGCUAAGGGCAACAGGGCUGACAUGACCAACAAUAUGAAGACAAAGAAAGCAGCUGAGAGCAUGGUGAAGCAGAUAAAUAGCCAUUAUAAAAGCACCACCUGUAGUACAACAGCACAGGAGCAUGUCUCCCGUAGAUACAUUUUCAACAAGAGUUGGUGUCCAGAUUCAGUUGCCAAGAUCUCUGCUAAUACACCUGGACUUCUGAAGUCAUCUUCAUAUCAAUCUAAGAAGCCAUCAGAUCAGAUCAAGGAUGUUUAUGCAUUCAGUGUGGAUGUGUCAGAGCUCAGUGAGAAAAUAAAUAAGAGGUCUACUGAAACGUCUGCAAUGGAAAGCAGCAGUUCCCUGAUUCUUCCUAGCAUCUCUAAGAAGUGUCCUCCUAUGAAGCCUCCUGCUCGUAAUGUGAAGAAGCAUCUGUUCAGUGACACUGAUACUGACAAUUUGACUGAAAUUAGCUGGACAAAAUCAACCAACAGGAGACCUAAGCCUAAAGUAGCAGACUACACGAGACAGCCAGUUAAGCCCACUCAUUCUCCUGCGAACCUCACAUUUGAAACUCCAAACAUACACAUUCCCUCACCAAAGGCUGCAAAAGCAUUGCCUAAAUCAAAGAGGAAAAGGCAGAAGAAGGUGGUAGAAGAAAAGCAUAAGAAAAGCAAGGAUGUUGCGAGCAGAAAACCCACAGACAGGCCCCAAAGAACCUCAGUUCUGACCAAAUCCUACAGAGAGUUGUCUGACUCUGGGAGUGAAUCAGAUACCAAUGAACCACCUCCAGCAAAGAUGUUUAUCAUCAAAAAGCCAGAAAAGCCUCAGAUUACAGCUUCAGUUCAGAACAGGGCUGCUGUAGUCAAACCACCUGUCAAAAAAACCUGUCAACUCAGGUCAACGACAGUCCAUAAGGCAGUGAAGGAGAAACAGGAAAAAGAAUUAUCUAAUCAUGAAAACUCAAAGCAAAAGAAGAUGAUUGCUGCUGUUCUGGAGUCCACCAAAGGACAGGAAAAUGUUUUGGCCCGUAAAAUUGCUCCUUUCUGUUCUUCUCUCCGCUCUAACAUAAUUCAGUCGGCAGAGAAGAGUACAGCCACGCUGACAUCUGCUCUUGCACCAGUGGGUCCUAUGUUUAAGAAGUCUCAGGUGCUUCAGACUUCUUCAGUCCAAGCCACGGGGCAAGAAGGAAAGGUAAAUGGCAUAACUAAGAAAGCUAAGAAAGAGAACGAACAACCAGGAAAAAACACAACACAUUCAGUGACAGGCAGCAAGUUUAUGGAGGAGAGAGAGGUCAGCGAAGUAUUGGGUUCUGAACAGUCAAAAAACAGGAAGAAUUUGCUUUCUCCAGCAUCAACAAAAGAAUCUUGGGCCUCCAAAUACACUUCUUUCUGCAUUUCGCCAUUCUCCAUUGAGAAGAUAAGAACUGCAGAGGAAAAUGCAUCCUUAUCCAGAUCUCCUCUGACACCCCUCAAACCAUUGUGCAUCUCUCCUGUUGGUGCCAUCUCUCCUCCCCUGGAGUUGCCUAGCCAUCUGAGAGGGAUCCAAGCAUCCUCCUUCUAUAAGACUUCAGGAGGACGGGAUAGUGCCACACGUCUUCCUCACCCUUUUGUAACCCCUGUGGCUCAAGAGCAGCUAUCCAUCCACCCCCUAAUUGCCUCCACUGGUAGGGAGAAAUGUUCAUCUCUGCUCAACUCUGCAGACCUAGAAGAAGAUCUUGGGGGCUUUCUAAGCAGCACCAGCCAAAGAGUCCUGCAGGCAUGCUUCGACAAAGAGUCUGUCAUCUCUUUGGUGACACUAAGCCAAUCAUCACACACAUCUGUGAACAAUAGAGCUAUGAUCUGCACUGAACUUGAGAAAACACCUGUAUCUGUUCAGGGAAGCAGUGUUGGAAAAGCAGAAUCAGGUCCAGCAACCAGUCGCACUCGGCCCAGCUCAUGCAAUUCCAUAAGUCUGCAUGAACAAGACUACAGUGAAGACGAAGACACGUGGACUAAAGCUGGGCCCAGUGAAUUCGCUGUUAGAAUGAAGCCGAGAGAGCUGUUCAAAUCUAAUGUCAAGCAAUGGUAUAAGAAAAAAGGCUCUAAACAACCCAUGCAAGUUGACAGCAGCGCUGAGGAAGGGGAGAAAAAGAAUGUAUCAGUAGUUGCUGAAGAUAUGGAGGUGCGGUCCACAGUGGUGUCGAGCUGUUGGGAGGCAAGUGUGGAGACAGAUAUGGAUCAGCAUGAAGUGAGCACAUCUCAGGAGAUGGGCUAUGUCUGCCACCAGUUCAGCUCUGAACUUAAGAGAAAAUUUGAGAACCGCUCAAGGAGAAUGGAUCUCUUCACCAAGCAGUCCCUAAAAGCCUGCAAGCAACAUGUUUCCACUGUAACCAUGAAAGUGCAACAGUACAGGUCUCAGAGGCUGGAGACAGUUAAACGAGUUCUAUUGGAUGAAAUUAAAAACUUGGAACAAGAUGAUACAUCUCUGCGAAACAUGGAAGCGGAGCUGACCGCUUACUGGAAGAAGCAAGCCGUGGCUUUCCAUGCUUACCAGGAAGGAGGAACCCAAAGGCUAAAACAUUUAAAAAGCACAAUUGAAACAAAUAUAUGCGGAAACCUGGACUACGAGGAGCAGAUCUUUUUUUCACAGAUGCAUUUGAUGAAGAAAGACAUGAAAUCUGUUCAGGAUCACUUAUUCAGACAGAUGCAUGAGGAAGAACUGCAAAGUGUACGUAGAGGACUACAGACCUUGUUCCUUUCAGACAGAGGACUUAGUUACAAGUAAUAUUCAAGAUGUUUUAAAUGCACGUUCUUAUUUUUCAGCAAUAUAGGUUCACUAUCAUUUUAAAUCACAAUACUAUUUAAAAUGUUGAGUAUUACUUUGAUUUCGUAAUUUAUUUGUUAGGGUCCGGUUGGACAGAGUUGUAGUUUUAACUCUCUGAAACAUGGUGAUUUUUAAGUACUAAUAAUGAAUAGCUGUAGAAAUAAAAACAUCUUUAGAAAGAGACAGUUGUAAAAACAUAUAAAAUGUAAUAAUAAUAAUAAUAAUAAUAAUAAUAUAUUUAAAAAAAUUAUUCAUGAAUAAAUGUUACCCCUGACACUUGCAUUCACUCGCCAAAGGUAUGUUUACUGGUCAGUUACUAAAUAAAACAACAAAACAUAUAUACACAGCAGUAAUGCAUGACAGGAAUGGGAAUCUUUUUUUCACUACAGAUCGAAAUG